Molecule: messenger RNA, 7128 nt
Organism: Pungitius pungitius (ninespine stickleback)
Lineage: Eukaryota; Metazoa; Chordata; Actinopteri; Perciformes; Gasterosteidae
Product: eukaryotic translation initiation factor 4 gamma 1-like
Cellular component (GO): eukaryotic translation initiation factor 4F complex
Molecular function (GO): mRNA binding; translation initiation factor activity; protein binding
Source: RefSeq, a predicted model, not a curated record
GGAAACACGCUCCGUGGGGCCGCGCAGACGAUUACGCGGAAAGUUUCACGUGAUGGGACUUUUCCGGAAUUACCUACCGGCUUCCGGGAAGAUUUUCCGCCCGUCCGGCUCUGCGGACUCAAGGAGAGAAAGGAAAAAGCAUUCCUCUGUGUAACCACACUUAGGACCUUAAAAAGAUUCAUUAAUAUCUGCACACAGGUCCACGUCCGCCUCCCCAUGCAGAACUCCGUGAAAUGAAUAAAGCACCACAGCCUCUGACAGGACCCCCCUCCAACCCCCACCCUGCCCCCUCCCCCGGCCUGCCCCAGCCUUCGUUCCCCCCCGGGCACCCCCCUUCUGUUGUGUUUGCCACCCCGCCGCCUCCACAAAUGAACCCGGCACCGCAGCCCAGACAGUAUGCCCCAGGGCCACGAGCUAUGCACCCACAGGGAAGCUUCAGGUCGUUACAGCCCUAUUACACCAACAGGGCCGGCCUGCCACCCAGCACCGGGCCCCGGGGCAUCCCUCCCAACAGCGGCCCUCGGCCUGUGACGCCCACCCACGUCUACCAGCCGGGCCCCGGCUCUCAGAUGAUGAUGAUCCCCGGGCAACAGCUGCCCUUCCCGGGCUCGCCGCAGGGCCCCGCCUACUUCAUACCGGGACAGUACCGGUCAGCGACCUACGUGGCCACGCCUCAGCAGUACCCAGUGCCAGCGGGAACACCCGGCUUCUACCCGGGCACCAGCCCCGCUGAUUACAGUACUUACGCAGGGGCCUACUACCCCGCCCAGCCUCAGUACAACCCCUCACUGCAGGCGGCCCCCGUCAUAAUGAGCCCGGCCCCUCAGCAGCAGCACCACCAACAACAACAACAACAACAGCAGCAGCACCAACAACAGCAACAGCAGCAGCAACACCAACACCAACAGCAGCAGCAACACCUCCAGCAACAGCAGCAACAACAGCAGCAACAACAACAACAACAGCAGCAGCAGCAGCAGCAGCAGCAACAACAACAACAGCCGCUGCCUCAGCCCCCCCAACACAUCGCCACCAAGCGGGAACGUAAACAGAUCAGAAUAAGGGACCCGAACCAAGGAGGUCGAGACAUCACAGAGGAGAUUAUGUCCGGGGGCCGCAGCGGCUCCACCCCCACCCCACCACAGUCGGCCAUAUCGGGAUCAGAAAGUGCAGCGGUGGUUCAGUCCAACGGUGAGAGCGUCCCAGCUGCUGCCUCGCCGGCGCUGGUCAGACCAGAUGAAAGAGGGAAACCUACGCCCCCUCCUUCGUCAAAGACCCCUGAACUGGUUAAGGGAGACCCCAUCCCCACGGAGGCCCCCCCCCCUGACACAAACACUAAGCGCCCUGCCCCCCCUUUGCUAUCAGAACCGCAGGAGGUCCCCCUGCACACCGCUCCUGCUCCCGCUCGGGCUCCCGUUCCGGAUGUGAUGGACGCUCCCCGGACUCCCAGGGAGGCCCCCCCGGCCCCACAGUCGGCGCCCGAGGUGCCCGCUUACCCCGCGCCCCUCCCCGACCCCGUCCGCACCCCCGCCGCACAAAGCAGAGCAGACAAGAAAACCACAGAUGUGAAGGAGGUUAAAAAGGAAGAGAAGGCCGCUGCCCCUCACGUCGCGCCCCCCUCCGCCGCCGCUAACGGCGUCGCCGAGGCGGAGCGCGUAACGCCGUUGGCGGCGUCGCCGCCGUCCAGUCACCUCGAGCCCCCCCCGGAGUCUCCAAUCGCACAGCCGGAGGAGCUCCGCCUCCCCAACGGACUGCCGCUGCCGGCCCCCCGCGACCCCGAGGUGCCCGCCGCCGCCCUGACGGAGCGCGACGACAGCCCCAUCGCCGAGCCGGACGUCGGCGAGGAGCCUGCGGACGCCGUCGAGGCUGCGCCCGCCGAUCGGCCUCAACCCGCCGUUGUCCAGGAGGUUCCUGCCCAUCCGGUUGCCCCGGCACAGCCCCCCCGGCCUGAAGUCCAAGCCGAGGUCGCCCCGGACAUCAAAGAAGAAACCCCAGUGCCCUCUUCCCUGGGGCCGGCCACGAAAGAGAAGCAGUCUCCCGUUCCCGUGGAGACGGUUCCAGUGGAAACGGUUUCAGCCAAGGCGGUUCCCGUGGAGGCGGUUCCCGUGGAAACGGUUUCAGCCAAGGCGGUUCAAGUGGAGGCGGUUCCCGUGGAAACAGUUUCAGCCGAGGCGGUUCCCGUGGAGGCGGUUCCCGUGGAGGCGGUUCCCGUGGAGGCGGUUUCCGUGGAGGCGGUUCCCGUGGAGGCGGUUCCCGUGGAGGCGGAUCCCGUGGAGGCGGUUUCAGCGGAGGAGGUUCCAGCCAAGACAGUUCUCGUGGAGGAGGUUUCAGCAAAGCUGGUUCCCGUGGAGACCAUUUCAGCCGAGGCGGUUCCCGUGGAGGCGGUUCCCGUGGAGGCGGUUCCCGUGGAGGCGGUUCUCGUGGAGGAGGUUCCAGCCGAGGCGGUUUCUGCAGCCGGCUGCGCCCCGGAGAGAGCGUCCAGCGCCCCCUCUCCCACAGCAGAGGAGAGAGAGGACACCCCUCCCCCACAGGUGGUCCCGCCUGCCCUGGUCGAAGCUACUAUGCAAGCCGCCGUGUCUGUGCCAAAGAAAAAGAGGAAGAUGAAGGAUCUGAACAAAAAGGAGGCGGUGGGAGACCUCCUGGAUGCCUUUAAAGAGGAGCAAGUGGUGGCUCCAGCGGCGCCCGAGCCAGCCCCCGCCCCCCCGGCCACAGAGACCCGGCCUCCCGCCCCUGAGGAGGCCGACAUGACCUGGGAGGACAAGGAGGACAAGGAGGGCAAGGCGGAUGCUGAGAACAUUCAGCCGGACGCCGACAAGAAGUACCAGUACAAAGAGGAACAAUGGAAGCCAAUCGACCCGGAGCAGAAGAAGCACUACGACCGAGAGUUCCUUCUGGGCUUCCAGUUCAGCUCGGCCAGCAUGAGCAAACCCGAGGGCCUCCCGGCCAUCAGCGACGUCGUCCUGGACAAGGUUAAUAAGAACCCGCUGCGUCAACUGGACCCCAGUCGCCUGACGGGAAUGAACUGUGGCCCCGACUUCACGCCCUCCUUCGCCAACCUCGGCAGGCCUGGGAUCGGAGGAGGUGGAGGAGGAGGAGGUGGAGGCGGCGGUGGUGGAGGAGGAAGCAGAGGACCACCCCCCGGUUUGGGGAUGGGGGCCGGCGGCCCGCGUCGCUCUCAGCAGAUGCAGCGCAAGGAGCCGAGGAAGAUCCUCACCACCAUGUCGCUGGGCGACGACGUGCAGCUGAACAAGGCGGAGAAGGCCUGGAAGCCCACGGCCAAGAAGCCCGCCCGCCCCCGCGCGGCGGCCGAGGAGCCUGAGGAGAGCGAGUCGGAGGACAUCAAGACGCAGGAGCUCUUCAAGCGGGUCCGCAGCAUCCUCAACAAGCUGACGCCGCAGAAGUUUCAGCAGCUGAUGAAGCAGGUGUCGGAGCUGACCAUCGACACCGAGGAGAGGUUGAAAGGAGUCAUCGACCUAACCUUCGAGAAGGCCAUCUCCGAGCCCGACUUCUCGGUGGCCUACGCCAACAUGUGCCGCUGCCUCAUGGGGCUUAAAGUGGAAACAACAGACAAACCCGGAGCCACUGUGAAUUUCCGCAAGCUUCUGCUGAAUCGAUGCCAGAAGGAGUUUGAGAAGGACAAAGACGACGACGAGAUCUUCGAGAGGAUGCAGAAAGAGCUGGAAGCCGCCUCAGUGCCGGAGAAGCAGAAGCUCACCGACGAGCUGCAAAGCGCCAAAGACCAGGCCAGGAGGCGCUCGCUGGGCAACAUCAAGUUCAUCGGAGAGCUCUUCAAGCUCAAGAUGCUCACCGAGGUCAUCAUGCACGACUGCAUCGUGAAGCUGCUCAAGAACCACGACGCAGAGUCCCUGGAGUGCCUCUGUAGGCUGCUGUCCACCAUCGGCAAGGACCUCGACUUUGAGAAGGCCAAGCCCCGCAUGGACCAGUACUUCCAUCAGAUGGAGAGGAUCAUAAAGGAGAAGAAGACCUCCUCCAGGAUCCGCUUCAUGCUGCAGGAUGUGCUCGACCUUCGAAAGAACUCCUGGGUGUCCCGACGAGGGGACCAGGGCCCCAAGACCAUCGACCAGAUCCACAAGGACGCCGAGCUGGAGGAGCACCGGGAGCAGAUGAAGGUGCAGCAAGCCCUCAUCUACAAGAAGGAGCCGGGCGGCGGCAGGAUGGGCGGAGGGGGGGCCGGGGGGGGGUCUCACAACCCCGGCCGCAACAAUCCUCCCCAGGACGAGGGCUGGAAUACGGUGCCCAUCUCCAAGAACCGACCCAUCGACGCCUCUCGCCUCAGCAAGAUCACAAAGACUCCUGUUCUGGACUUCAACAACCAGCUGCUCGCUCCGGGCGGUAAAGGCACGUGGGGCAGCUGGGGGAAGGGCAGCAGCGGCGGCAGCAGCAGCGCCAAACCCGCAGAAGCCGGCCCCGAGGCGGGAGGCCGUCCCGCCACCAGCACCGUGAACCGCUUCUCCGCCCUGCAGCAGUCGGCGCCCCCGUCGGGCUCCGCCCAGGACGCCGACAGGCGAGUUCCUCAGAGGAACAGCUCCAGCCGAGAGCGCGGCGACCGCUUCGACAGGCGGGACGACCGCAACCGGCUGCAGGUCACCAAGCGCAGCUUCAGCCGGGAGAACGAGGAGCGCAGCCGGGAGCGCGAGCAGCGCGGGUCGGCCGACCCGGUCCGUCGGGUCGCCAGCAUGACGGACGACCGCGGCAGCAGAGACCGAGCCAGGAGCAAAGAGAGCGUGAAGCAGGAGAGAGCUGCCACCCCCCCACCUCCGCUGGCCCCCGCCAAGCCCGCCCUGACUGAGGAGGAGCUGAGCAAGAAGUCCACGGCCAUCAUCGAGGAGUACCUCCACAUCAACGACAUGAAGGAGGCUCUGCAGUGCGUGCAGGAGAUGAACAGCAACCAGCUGCUCUUCGUCUUUGUGCGAAACGGGCUGGAGUCGACGCUGGAGCGCAGCACCAUCGCCAGGGAGCACAUGGGGCUGCUGCUGCAGCAGCUCAUCAAGGCCCGAGUCCUCCCGACCGAGCAGUACUACCGCGGGCUUCAGGAGAUCCUGCAGGUGGCUGAAGACAUGGCCAUAGACAUCCCGCACAUCUGGCUGUACCUGGCAGAACAGAUCACUCCCAUGCUGCACGAGGGAGGCAUCCCCAUGGGGGAGCUCUUCAGGGAGAUUUCAAAGCCUUUGGUCCCUCAGGGUCAAGCUGGAGUUCUGUUGGUCCAAAUCCUCACUUUGCUCUGCAAAGGAAUGAGCCAUAAAAAGGCGGGCACAAUGUGGAGGGAGGCCGGCCUCCAGUGGAAAGACUUCCUCCCCGAGGACGUGGACGUCAACAAGUUUGUGACGGAACAGAACAUGGAGUUCACGCUGUGCUCCGAGUCCAAGGAGGAGGAGCAGCAGCAGCAGCAGGAGGAAGAGGAGGAGAGCAAGAAGAAGAAGAAGGAGCUGAGCCCGGCGCAGCUGAGCAGGCACCUGGAGAGACUGAUCCAGGACCAGGCCGACAACCAGAGGAUCUUUGACUGGAUCGAGGCCAACCUGGACGAGCAGCAGACCUCCUCCAACACGUUCCUCAGAGCCCUGAUGACCUGCGUCUGCCAGGCGGCCGUCGUCUGUGAGAACCCCAACAAGGUGGACAGCGAGCAGAUGAAACGGCGGGCCAAGGUGCUGCAGAGGUACCUGCUGGACGAGCAGAAGGAGCUGCAGGCCCUCUACGCCCUGCAGGCGCUGAUGGUGCAGCUGGAGCAACCUGCCAAUCUGCUGCGGAUGUUCUUCGACACGCUGUACGACGAGGACGUGAUCAAGGAGGAGGCCUUCUACAAGUGGAGACGAGCAAAGACCGCCGAGCAGCAGGGGAAAGGCGUCGCCCUGAAGUCCGUCACCGCCUUCUUCACGUGGCUCCGUGAGGCCGAGGACGAGGACGAGGAAGACAACAGCUAAAGGGGGGGGCUGGUCGGGGGGGGGGAGGGGUUUGGAGACGAGACCCGUGGACAGAUUCACACCCUGAAUCGGCAAAAAAACAAAACAAGAAACUUCUGCCUAAACGGAGAAAGAUGUUCAGCUGCGAGUGAUUGUAUUCUGGAUCCAACGUCCGAUCGUGUUCUGUUUUUUUUGGGGGGGGGGGGGGGGGGGGUGUUUCUCUUUUUUUUUUUUUCUCGCGCAACUGAAUGUCUUUUUUUGAAAUAAAUGCAAACACAGGAUUAAGUAGAGCGAGUAGAUGAGUGACAGUUACGAGCCACGGCAGGUGAUGCCGAGUCCUUCAGUGUUCAAGUUCAUCCCGUCGCCGCGGCAACACUAUUCAAGACACUUGUUGACACAUUCUAGAAGAAACCUGUGUUCACGUUUCUAUUUUUGAUGACUUGGCCGUGCGGAUCCACACGAGGCGCCGCGUAGCUUCUCCUUUCGGUUUUUGAUUUACUUUUUUCCCGCGUUGGAAUGUUGGAGUAAACGUUUUCUAAUAGAAACAAAAAAACAAACCUAGAAAGAGUGUGGAGACGCGUCUCAUGGACGUUUCAGACGGUCGAGGACGCAGAGACUUUAUGAGGACGCCGUCACCGAGGAGCAAUUGACUUUGACCAUUUUGCUGCUGGGGGGGGGGGGGGUGACUACAACGCCAACCUCCCCUCGACCCCAAUACACCGUCUCCUGUGUGUCCAUUGUUUGCUGCGUUUGGGGAAAAAACAAACUGACUGAGAAAAAAAGAGGAGGAGGAGGGGGGGGAGGGAGGGAGGGGCAGCCUCCCAAAAAUGCCUGGAGUUGGAUUUUUUUUUUUUUUUUUUUUAAGAUUUAAAAAAAAAAAAAAUUGCUGAAACAAAAGUUAAAAAAAAAAAAUCCACUUAAAAGUUAAACGGGACGAAUCCUGCGGCCUUUUCUGCUUCCAGGUGUGGAAUCGCAUUUCGGGAGAGUUCUGUAAAUACACAGAUGUUAUUUUUCUUUUUCACAGAAUGACGCCACAUUCAUGUCCUUUCCCCUGUAUUUAUAUUUCUCUCCUCAGCCGGCAGAAGGUGCUUGUAAUUAUCCAAACCCAAGUCAUCGAUCACAGUUCAAUUGCAAAUUUGUAAAUACUUUUUUGCUUUACUUUAUUAAAAAAAAAAAGAUAUUUAAUUAAAGUAAAAAAAAAAAAAUGAAU